AUUUUGUUCAUUCAGAAAAGAAACAAAAAAUGAUUUUCCUUCAAAAUGCAAAAUUACUCCAAAGGGUUAAACAGAAAAAAGAGGAGAAAAAUACGAACGCGUUUCUAGAAGCAAUUUUUCCAAACGCUGAAAAACAGACGGGAUGUAAAAGGUUUACCAAAUAGUUGUCAUGGAAAAAAAUAUUCGAUUUCUACUUUUUCUCAUUUACUUGGUAUUUUCUCUGAAACACCCAUUCACCCGACUUCUCGACGGCUCUCGUCUUGCUCUUGUUUUCAGCACUCUUAAAAGACAUUUGUUUUUUCUCGAGCAAUUACAUGUAGCUAGGAUUCUUCCAUUACCACCAUCUCCUCCUCCUUUAACACUGCUAAUCAUGCCUAUGGAUAUCUCUGCCGGCGUUUCUCCGGCUUCGUUCCGUUUUCCUAUGACCUCCAGUGAGGUUGUUUUUCCCUUGUCUUCUUCCUGUCUUCUCAAACUCAACAGAGGAAAUAUCACCAAUUGGUUUGUUAACAGCUCUUCUGAUGCUAUUGUUAACUCAACAAAUAUGCUAAUGCAUGCGCUUGGAGGUGCGGAUGCAGACAUACAUGAAGCUGCCGGACCAAGAUUAGCAUAUGCAUGCGAUGAUAUUCCUGUCGUCCGGGAUGAAGUCCGUUGCCCGACAGGAGAAGCAAGAAUUACUCAAGGUUUUGAAUUGCCAGUAUCUCGUGUGAUUCACACUGUUGGCCCCGUCCAUUCUGAUGAUAGAAACCCUGUACUUUCCCUGAGAAAUGCAUACAGGAACAGCUUGGAAUUGGCUAAAGCCAACGAGAUUCAGUACGUUGCUUUUCCUGCAGUUUGUUGUGGGACUUUUGGGUAUCCUUUGGAGGAAGCAGCUAUGGUGGCUAUAUCUACAGUCAAAGAAUUUGCACAUGACUUUAAAGAGGUUCAUUUUGUUCUGCUCUUAGAUGAUGUUUACAAUGUUUGGUAUGAGAAGACCAGCCAGUACCUAUCUUUGGUGAUGCAGCACAAUUGUUGUACGAUACUUUGAAGUGACAAAACCUUGUAGAAACAAAAUGUUAAUUGUCACAUAAUCAUGAUUAUAGGUGUGAUUUAAAUACAGUUAUUCUUAUUGUGAAUGAUUGAUGUAACAGAGUUUUAUUGGCUUAGUCUACAGCAGCCUGAUAUACCAGUGCUACCUAAA
Ricinus communis (castor bean) is the source of this 1177-nucleotide messenger RNA. Its product is annotated as macro domain-containing protein XAC3343. The record is from RefSeq and is a predicted model, not a curated record. Bases 170 to 1024 code for a protein of 284 amino acids. NCBI's taxonomy places the organism in Eukaryota, Viridiplantae, Streptophyta, Magnoliopsida, Malpighiales, Euphorbiaceae. The transcript is spliced from 7 exons.